Messenger RNA from Vigna radiata var. radiata (mung bean), 1699 nucleotides. RefSeq lists its product as uncharacterized. The transcript has 2 exons. NCBI's taxonomy places the organism in Eukaryota, Viridiplantae, Streptophyta, Magnoliopsida, Fabales, Fabaceae. The coding region runs from base 316 to 1152 and encodes 278 amino acids. The record is from RefSeq and is a predicted model, not a curated record.
GCCAUUUUUACAUCUCAGAGAAUUAGAAUCAAUGGUACGUAAACAAUGCUUGAUGAAUCCAAGUUAGUUGUUUUCCAUUUCAAAAGGAAUGGCAGAUCACAAAAAUAUAAGCUCAAUGAUUCCCACAAAAAGCAAUAAGACCUUUUUUCAGCUAUUAACAUGGAGCCAACUUGGAACAUGAUUUCAAAAGCUGAAGAUUCUCAAUAUUCCACCUUUAUGCAUUGCUAUAUAGUGUCAUCAUCGGAGAUAAAAUACCCCACAUGACUCACAAUUUGAUAACUGAAGCCUCUUGAGUUGCAUGUAUAGGAAAAAGAGAUGAACAUGAAGCCAUUCAACAAAGUCCAAAUUCUCUAUUAUUUGUUCAUCUUCCAUACCACACUAUGUACUGCUAUAGAACAGCAUAACCAUACCAACUACUGCAAUGAUAGGAAAACUGAAUCACAUUUCAUGAAUCCAAAUUCUUCUAUUAUGUCCCUAUUAAGCAAGAUCACCAUAUGCAGAUCUCAGAAUCUCUUCUUGAGAACAUCUAUUGGACUUUUCCAAGUUUCUUCACUUGACUAUAAUGCUAGAUUACUAACCAUAUCUCAUCCUUGUUCUUCUUCUCUCCAUUAUAUUUCUCCUCUGGCUGUUACUGCAGGCUUUCAUUCUCCUCCAGAACCUAACUCACUGCUUCUUUUCAACUGUUCAAGCACAAUAGAUUCCAUUCCACCAUUUAUCCGAAAUGGCAAAGGCUUGUUACAUAACUGUGGACAUGCUGCUUCAACAUCUUCUAGGAUUCAAGAGCAAGAGAAAAAUCCAAAUUCAUGUUUAGUUAUUGAAGAUCUUCAAAAGCUUAACAAGGACUUUCAUCCUAAACAUUUGAACUGCUCUCAUUAUAGCUGGAUGCAUAAAAGCUCCUCAAAUGGCGAAGCUGAAGGGUAUGUGUUGGGAACAUGGAUGUCCUUUGAUGUGCCAAAUCAUGUGGAAGAUCUUUGUAAAGAGUGUGAAAAGCCCAAUGGGAACUGUGGUGUGGGGCUGAAGUGUUUAUGUCACGCAAAAGAGUGCAAAGACAAGAUCAUCUCAGAAAGUGGGUCCACGAAAUCUGUUGGUAAUAAUGUUCUUCUCUCUUUCCUUUCUUUCAUUGGUGUUGUUGCUUUCUUCAAGGAUGUAUAGGUAGCAUUUUUUAAGGAUGAAUGUCUUCUUGAUCAGCAAAACUUUGUUGCUAUAUAUGAUUAUGUUACUACGGUCGAAAGUCAUGAAUUGAAUAUAACCUGUACAACACUGUCAUAUAAUUAGAUCUCAAACACUUAAAAGAAGAUAUUCAAUUGAUCUUCAAGUAUGUCAACUCUAUUGUAAUGAAACAGAUCCUUAAUUUUUAUCACAUGGAAGGUUUUGCAUAAAGCAGCUAUUGUACUUAGGCAAAUCAGUAAUGAAUGACAUUUGAAAUUGUUGAUAGCAAACAAUAACAGAAGCAGAUUAAAGUGGUGAUAGUUUUUAUUAUUUGCACUGUUAUUGCCCAAUGUGAAGCAUAUAUCUGUCAGAAAUAACAAAGAUUGAGAUUUCAAGAGUAAUACAAGCAAAAACCUUCAAUUUCUGGGUGUACUCUGUAUAAGAAUUUGUGAAUCUGACUAUAAAGAAACAAUACUAUUUUUUGUUUUUGCUACGUUUUACCUAAGACUUGAAGCACAUAUAUUUUGGAUUGAAUGCAUAUCACUAGCCC